UGGUUAGGGGAGAGGAAGAGGCACUCAAUGCCACCCAAAACUACAGCCCCCAUAGUCCCUUGCAACUAUCCCCCAGCAUCCUCUGCAGCCCUAACCUCCCCGGAAUGGAGCAACCGAGACCUGCCACUUGGCGUAAUAGAUCUGGGCGCUGAGCUGGUGGCGCCUGGACGGCGGCUUGCAAAGCUUAGGAGCUGCUUGAGAUAUGACCAAUUUGGGGGUUCAGCCGCUUUGUAUGGAAAGUUAUGGCUCCCGCAGUGCUCAGCACUACCGGGCCUUGCCUGAUGGGAGGCUAGACUGCAUUCCGGACGGACCUCAAAAUCAAGGAUUCCGUUCAGUACGGGAGAUCUUCAUGUUGGUCUUCCUACCCCAGGGUUAUCCUGAAAGUGUGAGUUCAGACUACCUGGCCUACCAGAUUUGGGACACAGUGCAGGCCUUUGCCAGUAGCAUCACAGGGACUCUGGCCACCCAGGCUGUGCUGAAAGGGGUGGGAGUCGGGGAUGAGGCUUCAACCGUCACAGCUGCUACUGUCACAUGGAUCCUGAAAGAUGGGACUGGGAUGCUGGGCCGAAUUCUCUUUGCCUGGAGUAAGGGGAGCAAACUGGACUGCGAUGCAAAGCAAUGGAGGCUUUUUGCUGAUGUCCUGAAUGACAUGGCCAUCUUAAUGGAGAUCCUGGCCCCAGCAUUCCCAGCAUGCUUCACUCUCAUUGUGUGCAUCAGUGGCUUCUUCAAGUGCAUUGUGGGAGUUGCUGGAGGGGCCACUCGGGCAGCCCUCACCAUGCACCAGGCCCGGCGGGACAACAUGGCCGAUGUUUCGGCCAAAGAUGGAAGCCAGGAGACCCUGGUGAACCUAGCUGGCCUCUUCUUCAGUCUUCUCCUCAUUCCUCUUGUAGCAGACAAUCUCCGCCUCACUUAUUCCCUCUACGGCCUCUUCACUGCCUUGCAUCUCUACGCCAAUUAUAGGGCGGUACGGUCCGUCUGCAUGGAAACCCUCAACCGUGCCCGGCUCCGCCUGGUCUUGCGGCAUUUUUUGCAGCGGGGGAAAGUGCUGGGCCCUGCUCUCGCCAACCCUCAGGAGCCUCUCGUGCCAGGGUUUCAGCAGGAGCUCAGGAUGAACCUUGGGACACCACUCCGCACUGUGGCCUCCAGAGUUGCAGAUUUCCAGAAAGCCCUUGAAGGGAAUUCCACAAAUUACUUAAUCUUCUUCAACCGAGCAGCAGGGACUGUCUCCGUUCUCCUACACCGACUGGCAGGCAGCGUGGAUGUAAUUAAAGCCUGCACUCAUGCCUUCUUCCUGGAAGCCCUGCUGUACCAAGACGUGGCAAUGUCUGCCUUGGAGGAAGAAUCUCUCUUGAAUCUGCAGCGUCGUCUUCGUGAAGAACCCGAGAAUAAGGACAGCACUGCGAUUUCUGAAACACAUCAGCUGUUGGACAAAGUAUUUCCCAAAUUCCUGGCAGGAUUGACAGCAGCAGGAUGGGUAACAGACCGGAACCUUCUGGGCCCUGACGAGUGGCGCAUGGAUUGGACCAUCCCCGAAAAGAAAACCCUUUAACUCCAAGAGACGUUUAACCUGACGACUUGCUAAAGCCUUGGGAGGAGUGGAUCUCAGUUGCCACAGUGGUGCCAGAAGGGCUGUCUCUGCCUCACGUGGGGUGGUCAGAGUUUUUAAUGCCAAAAUGGAGGAGAGCCCAGGGUACCUGCUCCCUCCCUGAUUUUUUGAGGGUGAGCGGGAAACACAAAAAUAAACCUUUUUUAAAUAUAUAUAAACGUGAAG
Messenger RNA from Zootoca vivipara (common lizard), 1771 nucleotides. RefSeq names its product RUS family member 1 (gene RUSF1). Lineage: Eukaryota; Metazoa; Chordata; Lepidosauria; Squamata; Lacertidae. The record is from RefSeq and is a predicted model, not a curated record.